Ostreococcus lucimarinus CCE9901 is the source of this 3204-nucleotide messenger RNA. RefSeq lists its product with no specific name. The transcript has a single exon. Lineage: Eukaryota; Viridiplantae; Chlorophyta; Mamiellophyceae; Mamiellales; Bathycoccaceae. Bases 1 to 3147 code for a protein of 1048 amino acids. The record is from RefSeq and is a predicted model, not a curated record.
AUGCUGAAGAAACUCGGCAGUCGCAAAGAUCGCGUCGUCACGUUCGUCGUCACCGUGCGCACGCUCGAACCGUGGCCCACGCGCGCGUCGGGCCGUCCCGGACAGUUCGCCAUCGGUUGGCAGCGCGGCGCGAAUAAACGCGGAACGACGCCCGUGCGCGCGGGCGAACGCUCCGAUGACGGCGCGCGCGCGACGUACGCGUUCGAUCACACGUUUGAGGUCGAGGCGACGGUGCGCAGGGCGGGAAAGACGGGACACAAGGAGAAAACACUGACGCUGUACGUGUUGGCGCUGCCCGAAGACGCGACGCGCGGACGCGAGGUGACGGCGGCGAAGGUCGGGGCGUGCGACGUCGAUCUGGCGAAAUACGUCGAUCGCACGGAGGAUGAGACGAUAAUGAUCGACGUGGAGUGCGGCGAAGGGGUGCGACGGGCGGUGGGGACGCCGAAGCUUUCGAUUUCCGUGCGCGCGAAGGAGGGCGGCGCGAACGCGGAGGGACGCGAGGGCGAGGCGAACGCGGCGAACGCGUCGCCGUUGAAAUCACCGACGGCGAGCGAACGCGGGGGCGAGUACCAGUGGGCGUCUUCGAGGUUUCAGUCGGAGCAGGCGAGCUCUUCGCAGGCGGAUCAAGUGGAGGCGUUGACGAGCAUGGCGAGCAUGUUCAAAAAGCGCGCCGCGCCCGUCGAGGAAACCUCGGUCGUCGACGACGUCGUCGACGAGGGUUCCGAAGCCACGGCCAAUGACGAAGCCGACGUUGAAGCGAAUACGGCUCGAGCGGAACUAAUCGUCGCGCGGGCGGCGACGCCGAAAUCGGACGAAUUUUCGUCGACGCCCGACGGCACUCCCGCGUUGGAGCAAGAAGAUCCAGAGUUGACGCGAGCGCGCGACGAAUUGUUUGGUGCGCCACCAAAAGAUGCCGCGACGUCACCACGCGGUGACGUCGACUCCGAUGGUUUCUUGCUCGAUUCGGAUCUGGACACCGAGGGCGAAGCGGACGAAGAGACCCCAGCGGAGUUCACUCGUCCAGUCGAAGAGUCGCCGGCGCGAGACGACUCUGAAAACGCCGCGGAGCAAGCGAGAUUGGCCGAAGAAGAGGCGAGAAUACGCGCUGAAGAAGACGCUGCUGUAGCUCGCAUCGAAGCCGAACGCAAGGCAUUUGAAGAAGAGGAGCGCCAGCUCGAAGAGCAAGCGCGACUCGAAGCUCAGCGAGCAGAGGAAGAAAGAGUUCGCGUCGACGAGGAAGCGAGGUACGCACGCAUGGAAGCCGAACGCGCGCAAGCGGAAGAAGAAGCUCGAAGGUUGGCGGAAGAGGACGCGCUCUUCGCUGAAAAUGCCGAGUAUCAAAGACGCGCAGAGGAAGAGCAGCGCCUGCGCGCAGAGGAAGAGCAGCGCCUGCGCGCAGAGGAAGAGCAGCGCCUGCGCGCAGAGGAAGAGCAGCGCCUGCGCGCAGAGGAAGAGCAGCGCCUGCGCGCAGAGGAAGAGCAGCGCCUGCGCGCAGAGGAAGAGCGACGAUGGGCUAUGGAAGCCGAGGCUGAGCGCGCGCGCAUCGAAGAAAUUGAAAAGGCCCGAGCUCAUGAAGCCGAAGCUGCGCGUAGAGCCGUGGAAGAUGAAGACGUGGCGGCGGCGCAAAUCGCUUCGAUUGCACAGCAAGAACGUCAACAGCUGGCAGAAGAGGAAGCGAUUAGAGCCGCUCAGGAAGAAGAGGAGCGACAGCGAUUAGAAGAUGAAAAUCUUCGCACAUCUGAACACGAGGCUCGAUUGCAAGAGGAACGAGAACUUCAAGCCGAAGAGAACGCGAAGGCGGCUGCACGCGGCGACAUUGAUGUGUACGCUAAAGCAGUCAUCACCGAGGGCGCGUCAUCUGUCUUAUUUUCGGACUCUGCUGACGACGUGACUGCGUUUGGUACACCGUCAUCGCACAGCGACGACGCGUUCUACACUCCAGCCACUCGCGGGACGCGUUUCGCGGAUUCGGUGCUUAAAUCAUCUCGCAAUCGCGAUUUGGAACACGAGAUCGUGAGUAUGUCCAUUUGUGAUAUUCUCAUUCACAGCACUGCGGAGGAUUCGAGCUUCACUACCGCUCUUGGUCUUCAAGAACGAAUUGCGAGCGUGCGCGCCACGCUCGGAGAGCGCGAGUCUCAACUCGAGUUCAACAGAAUCACGGACGCUUUCGGUGUCGCGAUUAAAGGGGCGAUGCAUAAUCCAGCACGACUCGUGUUCUUAUGUGCUCAGCUUAUCGCGCUGCGAAUUUGCGUGGCCACGAUGGAUGACUUGGACACGCGCGACGUGAUCGAACUCGAAGUCUUGGCUCGAAACGCCGCGUUUGAGUCGCUCUGGAAGCACACUUGCAGUGCAUUAGUAAACCCUGGCGAAGUGACGGAAACGCUCGCACACUUCAUGAAAUCCUUCUGUGGGCCUUCGCCGAAUGGAGAUGGUGAGAAGAUAGGUCGCGCCUGGUCUGCAAUGUUUCAGCUCGCCAAGACGCGACUCGACAUCAUCGGUGGCGACGCCGACGACGCCGGCUGCUCUUCGCAACUACUAUUGACGCAGCUCCGACAAGGCAUCUUGAAGGAGAUUAUUCUUGCACUUGACAAGUCUGUAUUAGAUGCAUUGAUUCAUCCGUCUGGCGAUGCCCUGGCAAACCCGAUGAUACCCGGUGGCGGCGCGUUGACGUUUUCAGCGGGUGCCGAAUUGAAGCGAGCAAUUUCUGUACUCGCCAGCGUCGCCAAAGAUCUCAACGUUGGCACGAGUACUGAAUCGAUCAUCCCGAAACUCAGAGCCGUCGCAGAUGUGUGCAUGAUUCCGAAGGACGCAUUGAUUGACGUCAAGCUUCGCACGGAUAUCGUGUGCGGCAAACUCACGGACGAGGAACUUGCCAGCGUCGUCUCGCGAUUCCGCCCUGACGAUUUCGCGCCCCAACCCGUGGACCCGGACGUCAUCUCCGCCGUCGUCGACGCGGCGACGAAUGGAAAGGGUGACACGCCCCCCGCGAUCGGACCUUACACCCCAAUGAGCACGGAAGGCGCGCCGUGGAUCGCCAACUUGGCCCGAGCGCUCGCCGCUUUCGACGGCGUUUUGCAGUCGCGAGCGCCCGGUCCCAGCGCGCACGCCACGCGUUGGUCCCUAGUCGCCGACGCUCUGCCUUAAGAAAAGCGAUGAAGCGUUGAACAAAGGCGCGUCAUUCACCAUAGCGACGCGUUAUUC